AUGGCUUCUCCGUCUAUUACCAUCGAGCGCAUCCUGGCCGCUGUGCCGGCCACCACGCGCGGUCAGCCCACGCAGCUGUCCGCCGAUUCAAAGGGCCAGCGGAUAGCUUACGCGUCUGGCAAGUCCAUCUUUGUCCGCUCAAUCGACAACCCGGCCGACUGCAAAGAGUACACCGGCCACACCGCCCCCACGACCGUCGCCCGCUUCGCGCCGAAUGGGUUCAAGGUGGCCAGCGGUGACGCCAGCGGCAUGCUGCGCGUCUGGGAGCCCGAGAGCAUCGAGAGCACGAGGGGCGAGUAUGGUAUCAUCUCCGGACGCCUGAACGAUAUUGCCUGGGAUGGCGACUCACAACGCAUCAUUGCUGUCGGUGACGGCAAGGAGCAGUUUGGACGCUGCAUUACGGCCGACAGCGGCAACUCGGUCGGCGAGAUUAUUGGCCACUCCAAGUCCGUCAAUGCGGUUGCCAUGAAGGCCCAGCGUCCGUUCCGAGCAGCCACUGUUGGUGACGACGCCAACAUGGUUUUCUACCAUGGAGCUCCCUACAAGUUCAAUGAAAAGAACUCGAUGCACAAGGGGUUCGUUCUUGGGGCCGCGUACUCGCCUGACGGGAACACGCUGGCGACGGUCGGUGCCGACAAGAGGAUACAGCUUUACGACGGAAAGACUGGUCAGCCUACGAAGCAACUAGGCGAUGGAGAGCACACCGGCAGCAUCUUUGCCCUGUCGUGGUCCCAGGACGGCAAGAAGUUCGCCACGGCCAGCGCGGAUCAGACUGUCAAGCUCUGGGACGCUGACGCCGGCACCGUCAUCCAGACCUGGAAGUUUGGCGAUGGUGUCAGCGUGGCGGAUCAACAAGUCGGCGUCGUCAUCCCGCACGGCCGAACGGAUGGCCUCAUCAUCAGUGUCAGCUUGAGGGGCGAGCUCAUCUAUCUCAACGAGGGCAAAACAGAGCCCGUCAAGAUUGUGCACGGCCACAACAAGGGCAUCACGGCGCUGACCCCUUCCUCAGACGGCAAGGGCAGCGCGGUGUGGACCGGAAGCUUUGAUGGCCGAGUUUGCAGCUGGGAUGUGGCUACAGGGACCGCUGCGGUCGUCGAUGGCGAGCCUCACACCAACCAGGUCGCGCAGCUUACCGGUAGCGCCGGAAAGAUCUAUAGCGCCGGCUGGGACGAUACGUUGAAAAUUGUUGACGAGUCGGCCAAGACGUUUUUGGGACAGUCCAUCAAGCUCUCUGCGCAGCCGAAGGGUGCGAGCGCAGGGGACAAGAUCGUAUACGUCGCCACCGUCUCUGGCAUCGCGGCGUACAGCAACGACGCUCUCCUAAAGGAGACCUCCCUCAGCUACACCCCUGGCGCCAUUGCGACUUCAGGUUCUUUCGUGGCGGUCGGGGCGGACCAAAACUCUGUCCGCAUAUAUAAAGCCGACCCCAGCGGCGGCCUGGAGCAGGUCCAGGCGAUUGCCAACCCUACGGGUACCACCUCCGCACUGGCCUUUUCCAAAGAUGGGUCGCACCUCGCCGCUGGCAACAGCGUCGGCAAGAUUUACGUCUACAAGACUGGCUCUUGGGAGACGGUUGCCGACAGGUGGUCAGCCCACACUGCUCGCGUGACGUGCAUCGCGUGGGAUGACUCGGGGGCGUAUGCCGCCAGCGGCAGCUUGGACACCAACGUGUUUGUCUGGUGCCUGGAGAAGAAGAACCAGGGCAAGAGGAUCAAGGCGGCCAACGCCCACAAGGAUGGGGUGAGUGGCAUCAGCUGGGUAGAGGGAGGCAAGGUGGCAAGCGCCGGCGGAGACGCGACCGUCAAGAUCUGGAACGUGACGAAUCUGCCGUAG
Messenger RNA from Purpureocillium lilacinum, 1833 nucleotides. Its product is annotated as WD40 repeat-like protein. The record is from RefSeq and is a predicted model, not a curated record. Gene Ontology annotation, molecular function: actin filament binding. Lineage: Eukaryota; Fungi; Ascomycota; Sordariomycetes; Hypocreales; Ophiocordycipitaceae. Gene Ontology annotation, cellular component: cortical actin cytoskeleton. Gene Ontology annotation, biological process: actin filament depolymerization.